AGGAGGGCAGAGAGAGAAAAAUCACAGUCACCACCACAACAUGAUCAUCACCCCACAGCCCAAACACACCGGUGUAAAAAACAAGUCUUGAGCAUUUCGGACCGAAUCUGAGGUGUGGUCUCGCCGUCGGUGUGUAAACGGAGCGUGUUUAUCUCUGUUUUUAAGCCGUCAGGGAGUGGAUCUGUCUCGGACGCCAUCUUUAGCUGCAGCAGUAGCCCGGGAGAGUGAAGAGCUGCUGGGCCACCGUCAACCAGCACCGGGCUGGAGGAGUUUCUCCAGCGGACACCCAUGCUUGACAGCGAUCGAUAAGUUUGUCGUAACUGAUUUGUGGUCAGUAGACGUGUUUCAGUCCACUGGGUUUGUUGUUGUUGUGGUGGUCGGAGGAGCUUUCUCGGGCUGGCUACUCAUCCUGGCCUGUUGGGAGGGUUUUGGUCCAUAUGAGGCCGCUGUCUUGCAGAUGAGCCAUCAGUGGGGGCUGUCGUGUCGCAGACCCAGAUAGUGACUGGUGGCUGCGGCCCAGGCCCCGCCCCCUCCCAGCAUGCCCAACGCUGCUCGCACGGGGAGUCUGAAGGACCCCGAGAUCGCAGAUCUCUUUUUUAAAGAAGACCCCGAAAAACUCUUCUCAGACCUAAGAGAGAUCGGUCAUGGCAGCUUUGGCGCUGUAUACUUUGCACGGGAUGUGCGGACCUUGGAGGUGGUGGCCAUCAAGAAAAUGUCAUAUAGUGGAAAACAGUCUAAUGAGAAAUGGCAGGAUAUAAUAAAGGAGGUGAAAUUCCUUCAGAGGAUAAAGCACCCAAACAGCAUAGAGUAUAAAGGAUGCUACCUGCGAGAGCACACAGCAUGGCUGGUUAUGGAGUACUGUCUGGGGUCUGCCUCAGAUCUCCUCGAGGUACACAAAAAACCUUUACAAGAGAUGGAAAUAGCAGCGAUUACUCAUGGUGCUUUGCAGGGGUUGGCGUACCUUCACUCCCACAACAUGAUUCACAGGGAUAUCAAGGCUGGGAACAUCCUGCUCACAGAGCCUGGACAGGUGAAGCUGGCAGAUUUCGGUUCUGCUUCAAUUGCCUCUCCUGCUAAUUCAUUUGUGGGGACUCCUUAUUGGAUGGCCCCAGAGGUGAUCCUGGCCAUGGAUGAGGGUCAGUAUGAUGGAAAGGUUGACAUCUGGUCUCUAGGAAUAACCUGUAUUGAAUUAGCUGAAAGAAAACCACCACUCUUCAACAUGAAUGCAAUGAGUGCCUUAUACCACAUCGCGCAGAAUGAGAAUCCAACCCUGCAGUCCAGUGAAUGGACGGACUACUUCAGAAACUUUGUGGACUCCUGCUUACAGAAGUUGCCCCACGAUAGACCCAACUCUGAAGAACUGCUGAAACAUGCGUUUGUCCAGCGCGAGCGGCCGGAUUCGGUGCUUAUUGAUCUGAUCCAGCGCACCAAAGAUGCUGUGAGAGAGCUGGACAACCUGCAGUACCGCAAAAUGAAAAAGAUCCUCUUCCAGGAGGCCCACAAUGGCCCUGCAGCAGAGGUCCCAGACGAUGAGGAGGAGGUGGAGCACAGUGUUGGCCGCACAGGUACAGUGAACAGUGUGGGCAGUAACCAGUCCAUCCCUAGCAUGUCCAUCAGCGUGAGCUCACAGAGCAGCUCAGUUAACAGCCUGCCUGAUGCCGCAGACGAUAACAAGAGCGAGGUGGACCUGAUGGAGAAAGACCAAACCAUCAUACCCAACAGCUCCAUGCUUCACAUCAAACCGGAGGAAGAGAGCUACCAGGAAGAAACCGAGGCUCAGAAACAGCCCACAGAGCCUCAGUCUCCCCCAGCACAGACACCACGGCGUCAAUACCGGAAUCGAGAGCACUUUGCCACCAUUCGGACAGCCUCCCUGGUGACGCGUCAGAUUCAAGAACACGAGCAGGACUCUGAGGUGCGUGAGCAGAUGUCUGGCUACAAACGAAUGCGCAGGCAGCACCAGAAACACCUUCUGGCCCUCGAGAACAAGCUGAAGGGCGAGAUGGACGAGCACAGACUCAAGCUAGACAAAGAACUGGAGAACCAGAGGAACAGCUUUGCUGCCGAGAUGGACAAACUCAUCAAGAAGCACCAAUGCACCAUGGAGAAAGAUGCCAAGACUUUUGCCAACGAUGAAAAGAAGUUCCUGCAGCACAUUCAGAGCCAGCAGAAGAAGGAGCUCAACAGCUUCCUGGAGUCUCAGAAACGCGAGUACAAACUGCGCAAGGAACAGCUCAAAGAGGAGCUGAAUGAGAACCAGUCCACACCAAAGAAGGAGAAGCAGGAGUGGCUGUCCAAGCAGAAGGAGAAAUUCCAGCACUUCCAGGCAGAGGAGGAGGCCAACCUACUUCGCCGGCAGCGGCAGUAUUUGGAGCUUGAGUGCCGCAGGUUCAAACGGCGAAUUCUCAUUGCACGUCACAACGUGGAGCAGGAUCUAAUGAGAGAGGAGCUGAAUAAGCGUCAGACGCAGAAGGAUCUAGAGCACGCCAUGCUGCUCCGACACCAUGAGUCUAUGCAGGAGCUGGAGUUCAGACACCUGAGCAACAUCCAGAAGAUGCGUGCAGAGCAGAUACGCCUGCAGCACCAGACAGAGCUCACCAACCAGCUGGAGUACAACAAGCGCAGGGAGAGGGAGCUCAGACGCAAACACGUCAUGGAGGUCCGACAGCAGCCCAAGAGCCUCAAGUCCAAAGAGCUACAGAUCAAGAAACAGUUCCAGGAUGCAUGUAAGACCCAGACCCGGCAGUACAAAGCCCUGCGAAACCAGCUGCUGGAGAGCAUACCAAAACCCGAACACAAGACCAUGCUGAAGAGACUGAAGGAAGAGCAAACCAGGAAACUAGCAAUCCUCGCCGAACAGUAUGACCACACCAUCAACAACAUGCUCUCCACACAGGCUUUGCGUCUAGACGAGGCACAGGAGGCAGAGUGUCAGGUGCUGCGGAUGCAGCUGCAGCAGGAGUUGGAGUUGUUGAAUGCAUAUCAGAGUAAGAUCAAGAUGCAGACGGAUGCUCAGCAGGAGCGAGAGAGGAAGGAGCUGGAGCAGAGAGUGUCCCUCCGGAGAGCCUUACUGGAGACUAAGAUCGAAGAGGAGAUGUUGACCUUGCAGAACGAGCGCACAGAGCGGAUCCGUAGCCUGCUGGAGCGCCAGGCCCGAGAAAUCGAGGCCUUCGACUCAGAGAGCAUGCGCUUGGGCUUUAGCAACAUGGUGUUGGCUAACAUCUCUCCUGAGGGCCUCAGCCACAGCUUUCCAGGGGCCCCGGCCAGUUGGAUCCCCCAUCAGCAUCACUCAGAUGGCUCUCAGGGGACACAGUGGGGCAGCAGCACUGGUUCAGGGGCCGGCCACCACUACCACUCCAGUCAGGGAGGAGCACAGGCCCAGCAGGGCUGGGGCCAAGCCAUCCCAGGAGGUGGGCUUCCUCCGUGGGGCCACUCCCCCUCGGGCCCCCUAGGGGCCAUGCCAAAAAGCAGCGUGGGGAUGCGGAACAGCCCUCAGGCACUUAGGAGGACCACCUCAGCGGGGCGCACUGAGCAGGGCAUGAGUAGGAGCACCAGCAUCACAUCUCAGAUAUCCAAUGGUUCGCACCUGUCUUACACAUAGACACCAGUGCGUUUGUGCCAACCCUGCACACACAAACACACACAGGGUAGGGGAACGCACUGGCCCACACUAAAGACUGGCACAGAGAGCAGAGCCAACUGCACUUGUCUACCCAUCUCCCUCUAUCCCCCUUUUCUUUUCCUUCGCUUUCUCAUUUCACUUUCCUACAUGCAGACGUGCAUGUAAACGAUAGCAGAUAUUGCUCAGGUCAAAAGAAAUUCUAACUUUGUGUGAAGCUUGUUUGACAGCCAUGCAGAGCUAAAGUCAAAAACACUAGUCUGAUUUAAAGCUCACUUGAUGAGAUUCAUUUAAUGCUAAAUAUUACAGAGAAAGAUAUAUAUAUAUAUGUGUGUGUGUGUGUGUGUGUGUGUGUGUAUAAAAUAGAUGUUUAUUCAUUUAGCUUUAGUCCACUUAACGUGUGGAUUCAUAAACCAAAAGGAUGUUAAAAGGAGAUGUUGGCCAUAAUUCUUAAGCAUAAUGAUUACAUAAGUAUACAAUCUAAGCUGUCAGCCUGCUGUCAUGCUCUUAGGAAAAAUAAUUUGGGUUUUAAUAAAAUAAAGAAAUGGAUUAUGUGUGUGCAGUAUAUGGAUUAGGAAGAGAGCUGGCCAAUCUGUUGAUUUUAAGUGAGUGUUUUAGUUGUCAGAUUUUUAAGUUGGACGAUUCAUUUGCAGAGAAGAUUUAGGAGUUUGCCUACAUCAAGUACUGUGCUGAAAUUAAUGUGAAGAAAAAUACACAUUUCAAGAGGUUCAGAACUUGAUCUUACAGACUUUUGUUACUUGUUUAGUGUUUUAAGAUUUUAAACAUUGCAGGCAAGCACAAAUAUGUUCAUAUCUCCAGCAUACUACUUUUUAUUUAGUCUGUACUUGCAUUAAGCAACCUAAUUAUGGCCAGACAACCUGUCUUCAGUCUUCUUAGCCUUUUGAUACACCCUUCAUUUUAUUAGGUCAGCCAGCUUUCAUCUGGAUCAGGGGUCCAGACACAUUUAGAUGUGGUGCUUUCUUGAUUAUUCGUUGUAUGUGAUGUUUUAGGUGUGCAAUGCCAGCUUAAAUAUAUAUGAUAUAUGUUCAGUGCCUUGAAUGUGUUAAUAGUUUAAUUACUCAGUAGAGACAUGCCAAGAUUAAUGUUUUCAUGUAGCUAAAAAAAAACACUCCCAAAUUUAGAGUUUAAUCAUGUUCCCCAAGCUAAUGAAGGGACAGUAUUGAUCCAUUUAAGAAGUGUGGAUAUAUUUGGUUGUACACCUAAAUAUGAGCUUAUAUUAUCCCACUAUGUAAUGCUAAACUCUUAUGUUAAUAAACUUUUGAGGUGCCUUUGAAUAGCUGCCAAGCAGAAGCACUUUAUGUAGUGUGUUGUGUUUUGAGGAAUAUUUUUUACACGCGUUCUCAACUAUGGAAAUGACUAAUGCAGCCGUAAACUGUAGUGUGUGAUGGCAGAUGUCCAGUAUGUUUACUGUUACUUUUUUAAAAGAAUUCUGUGGUCAUUUUAAGGAAGUGCUAGAUAUGAAUUUGUCAGUGGUUUUAGUGCAGUACUGUCAUGAUUUGUCAAAUUAAAUGAAUGCAGAAACUGUUUGAAUGUACUCUGUCCUCCAUCAGGUUUGUGUCAUGUCUUUGACACUCUGGGAAUGUAAGGAACGGUAGGAGCAUGAAAUGACUUCCUUUUUUUUCUGUAGGUCAUGACAGCAGGCUUUGUUAUGUGACACUUAACUGGCUCUUUUGGAGCAGGCAAACACUCUUGAUUUGGUCUCAUGAUCUCCA
Molecule: messenger RNA, 5352 nt
Organism: Sinocyclocheilus anshuiensis
Lineage: Eukaryota; Metazoa; Chordata; Actinopteri; Cypriniformes; Cyprinidae
Gene: taok1a
Product: TAO kinase 1a
Exons: 20
Coding region: 539-3601 (1020 amino acids)
Biological process (GO): regulation of cytoskeleton organization; protein phosphorylation
Cellular component (GO): cytoplasm
Molecular function (GO): ATP binding; protein serine/threonine kinase activity
Source: RefSeq, a predicted model, not a curated record